UUAUUUAAAAACUGGUUUUGAACUAAAUUUUUUCUCUUAGACAUUAUUUCAAUGGAAGAAGAAUUAGCAGUGUUGGUUCCCAACUCUGGCAGUCACAGGUCAAAGUUAAAUUCUCUAUCUGAAAGCAGUGAUUGGAGCAAAAAUGUGACUGAAGUGCACCAUGAUAAGGUCCCUCAUUGUGAAAUUGAGUACAAUUUCUCAGAUUUUAGAGUGGACUCUUUCAAGGGAAUGCUACAGAUGCGUAACCAUAGAAAUCUAACUGAUGUUGUUCUUGAGAUAGGACAAAACCAACUGCAUGUCCACAAGAUUGUUCUCGCUGCAGCAAGUCCAUAUUUCAAGGCAAUGUUUACGAGUGGUAUGCAAGAGAGUGCUACAGGUGUAGUGCCACUGCACGGUGUGUCUUUUGACACAAUGGCGCACCUUGUUCGCUUCAUGUAUAGUGGGCUUGUUAUUGUCAAUGAACAAAUUGUUUGUCAGCUUUUGCCAGCUGCUAGCAUGUUUCAGAUACGUCAAGUUGUUCAAGCAUGUAGCAAGUUUUUGGAAGAGCAAAUGGAAGCCAACAAUGUCAUUGGCAUUUCAAAUUUUGCUGAGCGUAAUGGCUGUUCUGAACUCUACGACAAAACCAUAGCCUUCGUCGAAGAAAAUUUCAGUGAGGUGUCACAAUGUGAAGAAUUUCUUGAGUUGUCAUCUAGUCAGCUGAUUGGUCUCAUCAAAAAAGACACUCUGAAUGUGCCUGAUGAGCAAGCAGUGUACAGUGCUGUGGUACGCUGGGUGGAACAUUCCCCAAAGGUUCGAGCUGAGAAGAUGCAGUAUGUUCUCAAGUUCAUUAGGUGCCACUACCUGCCUCCCCACUUCAUAUCAGAGCAGAUGAGUCAGUGCACUAUUGUGAAGAGUGUACCAGCUUGCCGUGAAUAUCUCGAGAAUGUAUUCAAGGAAUUAAGCAUGCAUAAGCCACCGUCAGAAGAGGCUCGGCGUGCACCCAGCACAGCCUGUCUGGUCCAUCUUGUGGGGGGAUACGACGACCGGCGCAGCCAAGCUUCCCUGCACUGCUACCAUGUCCAGAAGAACACGUGGACGGAAUUGGGGCCUAUGCCUGUAGCGCGGUCUGGUCUGGGUGCCGUGUUCCUCAGAGGUUCAUUGUACGUUGUGGGUGGCAGAACUAUCCACCCCAUGCAUCCUGUGCGUGACUUGAGCUCCCUGUCCCUGUACAAUUAUGCUGACAGAUCGUGGCGCGAGUGUAAGAGCUUACAGCAAAAACGCAACCGAAUGGGCGUGUGUGUGCUGGACACUUUCUUGUACGCCGUCGGCGGGGUGGACGACACCGGCAUGCUAGACUCUGUUGAGCGAUAUCAGCCUGAGGAUGACACCUGGCACAGCGUAUCAUCGAUGAAGGAGGCGCGAGGAGCGCUGUGCUGCGUGUCGCUCAACCGACAUAUGUACGCCAUAGGCGGCUGUGACGGCACCUCUAGGCUGGCGUCUGUCGAACGUUAUGACCCCGACACCAACACCUGGACUUCUGUAGCAUCUCUCUUGCAGGCUCGUAGCGGCGCUGGUGCAGUGGUGGUCAGCAACAAGAUUUACGUCGUGGGUGGCUACGAUGGUUCUCGCCAAAUAAGCUCAGUCGAGUGCUACGACCCAGAGACCGACUCAUGGACCUCCCUCGCCUCCAUGCUCGAGUGCCGCUCAGCGCUCGCCGUCGCCGCGUCCCUCACCACCAUCUAUGCAAUGGGUGGGUUUGACGGUAGUCAAGUUCUGUCGUCAACUGAGGUGUACGACGUCCUGGAAGAUAAAUGGUCCGCAAGUUCGCCGAUGCCUUGGGGCAGAUCAGGGCACGCCCUAGCCGUGCCUUCCUGCCUCGCUGUGUCGCCGAGGUUCAUAAAGAAGACAUUGGUGUGAGGCAGCUUCAAUAUCACAGUUACUCUAUAUAUGCGUUGCUGAUUGGCAAGAAGUUGCUAUGCGAAAAUUGGCAUUAGGCAAGGAUGUGGUAACUUUGGUUGUUAGCUUAUUAGUAUCGCUGAGUUUGACAAUAAACCGUGUCGUAGUUUGACAAUAGAAUGUGUCAAAGUUUGACAAUAGAAUACGUCAAAGUUUGAGAAUAGAAUGCGUCAAAGUUUGAGAGUAGAAUGCCUCGAAGUUUGACUAUAGAAUGCGUCAAAGUUUGACUAUAGAAUGCCUCAAAGUUAUAGUAUAAAGUUACAGUAUAAUGCGUCAAAAAUUGACAAUAGAAUGUGUCACAGAGUUUGACAAUAGAACGUGUUGCAGAGUUUGACAAUAGAACAUGUUGCAGUGUUUGACAAUAGAACGUGUUGCUGAGUUUGACAAUAGAACGUGUCACAGGGUUCGACAAUAGAGCGUGUCACAGAGUUUGACAAUAGAACGUGUCACUGACCUUGACAAUAGAACGUAUCACAGAGUUUGACAAUAGAACGUGUCACGGAGUUUGACAAUAGAACGUGUCACAGAGUUUGACAAUAGAACGUGUCAGAGAGUUUGACAAUAGAACGUGUCACAGAGUUUGACAAUAGAACGUGUCACUGAGUUUGAUGAUAGAACGUGUCACAGAGUUUUACAAUAGAACGUGUCGUGUCCCAGAGUUUGACAAUAGAACGUGUCACAAAGUUAGAUGGCAACCCGUGUCCUGGAGCAUAUUACAAUAGAACGAUCCUGGAAAGAGUUUUUCAUGAAUAUUUAACUUGAUUCAGAGGUUAAAUGUCUGUUUUAAGUGCGAUGUUUUAGAAGCUUCCCUAAGCAAGUGCUGCCAGAACAGCUUGUUAUGCUUUAACAGCUUGUUUUUGUAUGGACCAGCUUGUUAUGCUUUUCGCUAUCCUCGGACUAACAGAAACAUAAGCCCAUUCCACGUCUAGGAAAUUGUUAACGAAUAUAUAAAUAUAUAUUUUGUGAUAGUACUUUCAAUUUUAUAAUGUUACUUAUUUCAUAAUUAUCGUGGGAAAUAUGUAAAUGUGGUUAGGGAGCAUAACUAUUCUAGUCUAUUUUUACAGUACCCGUAUUAUAGAAGUGUCAAGCUAGUCCAAGAUGUAAUGUGAAAAAUCAAGUUCGGAAAUGCUGAAAACACAUUUUUACAAGGUGACAAAUUUUUUCGUAUUGGGUGAAGUCUUUAUUUAUCUCGAUAUUAUGUUGAAAGUUAGACUGCUACUGGCAUUCUCAUUUUUAUUUAUUUCGUGCAAUUACGUCCUGUUUCGGUAUCGAUCCGCAACCCAGAAGUUCGGUUACUUAUUUGUUACUAUUAAUUCAUUUGUAACGGUUUUUUUAACAAUAAAGAAAUUAUAUUUUUU
This is a messenger RNA of Hyalella azteca, 3293 nucleotides long. RefSeq names its product kelch-like ECH-associated protein 1. Gene Ontology annotation, molecular function: protein binding. The record is from RefSeq and is a predicted model, not a curated record. NCBI's taxonomy places the organism in Eukaryota, Metazoa, Arthropoda, Malacostraca, Amphipoda, Hyalellidae. Bases 52 to 1896 code for a protein of 614 amino acids. The transcript is spliced from 13 exons.